This is a messenger RNA of Penicillium cataractarum, 1386 nucleotides long. Its product is annotated as neutral amino acid permease. Gene Ontology annotation, cellular component: vacuolar membrane. Gene Ontology annotation, biological process: amino acid transmembrane transport. The transcript has 8 exons. Gene Ontology annotation, molecular function: amino acid transmembrane transporter activity. Lineage: Eukaryota; Fungi; Ascomycota; Eurotiomycetes; Eurotiales; Aspergillaceae. The record is from RefSeq and is a predicted model, not a curated record. Bases 1 to 1386 code for a protein of 461 amino acids.
AUGAGCUCUAAGGUGGAUGGCCCAGCUGAGGCUGUGGAUUUGGAAAAUGCUCGCCAGAAGAGCGUCGAUGUCCCUCCUGUCGAGUUCGAGCCCGAGGAUAAGAUGGACAACACGCCUGAAUACAAGCAGGAUGCCUUUGGCAACGAGGAAUUCGCUGAGGUCAAGUAUAAAGUCAUGAAGUGGUGGCAAUGCGGCCUACUCAUGGUUGCUGAAACCGUCUCUCUCGGUGUCCUGUCUCUCCCUGCCGCCGUCGCAGCAUUGGGUCUUGUCCCUUCCAUCAUUCUCAUCAUCGCACUCGGCCUGCUCGCUACCUGGACCGGAUACAUGAUUGGACAAAUGAAACUGAAAUACCCCUACAUCAUGACAAUGGCCGACGCAGGAGAAGUCCUCGGCGGCGCAUUCGGCCGUGAAUUCAUGGGUGUCUGCCAGAUUCUUUUCCUCAUCUUCAUCAUGUCGAGUCAUCUUUUGACCUUUACCGUUGCCAUGAACACUAUCACCAGCCACGGCACUUGCUCGCUUGUUUUCGGUAUUGUCGGCACAAUUAUCUCUUUCCUGUGCUGUCUGCCGCGUACCCUGGAGAAGAUGUCGUGGUUGUCGCUUGUUUCAUUCGUCAGCAUCAUCGUCGCAGUAUUCAUCUGCAUGAUCGCCGUCGGCAUCGAAAACCCCGGCAGUGGAGUCGUGGCCGUCGCCAAAACCGACCUCUACCACGGUUUCUCCGCAGUGUGCAACAUCGUCUUCGCUUUCUCCGGCCACGCUGCUUACUUCGGCUUGAUGGCCGAGUUGAAGAACCCCCGUGACUUCACCAAGUCUCUCUGCCUGCUUCAGGGUAUUGAUAUCAGUCUGUACCUGGUUGCCUCGCUGGUGAUUUACCGCUACGCCGGUGACGGUGUCACCUCUCCUGCUCUCGGCUCGGCUUCUCCUUUGGUGGCUAAGAUUUGCUACGGCAUUGCCCUGCCUACAAUUAUCAUUGCUGGUGUCAUCAACGGCCACGUCGCAGUCAAGUACGUCUACGUCCGGCUUUUGGCUGGAACAGACCGCAUGCACAAGCGUGACUGGAUCGCCAUUAGCUUGUGGCUCGGCAUUGCCGUUGCUCUUUGGAUCCUUGCUUGGAUUAUCUCAGCUGCGAUUCCCGUCUUCAGCAACCUGCUGAGUCUGAUUACUGCUCUUUUCGCCUCCUGGUUCAGUUACUGCCUGGGUGGUGUGUUCUGGCUGUACAUCAACAAGGGUCGUCUGACCUCCUCGCCGCGGAUGAUCAUCUUCAGCAUUAUCAACCUGAUCCUUAUUGGAAUUGGAUUGACUAUUUGUGGUAUGGGUCUUUGGGUCUCUGGAAAGGCUAUUCACGACAAUCCCAGCAGCGCGAGCUUCUCGUGUGCGAAUAAUGCUUGA